UCCCGCCGCUGCUGAGACGCUCAGGAAGGUUGUUAGGAAGCUCAAAUCGGGGAGCAUCUGUAGAGCCCUCUGCAAACCUUAAAAAGCGUUAAAGGUUUGAAACAUGAAUUUGUAUGUGUGUUUAGCUUGCUUGUGCUUGGGGAUAGUAGCUGCACAACAAGUUGUUCCACAACUUGACCGGACUUUAGAUGCUAAAUGGCACCAAUGGAAGUCAAAACAUAGAAGGACCUAUGGAGCGAAUGAAGAUAAUUGGAGGAGAGCAACAUGGGAGAAGAAUAUGAGAAUGAUUGAAAUGCACAAUCGACAGUACAGCGCUGGCAAGCAUAGUUUCCAGUUGGAAAUGAACAAGUUUGGCGAUAUGACCAGUGAUGAAUUCAGGCAGGUGAUGAAUGGUUUUAGACAAAACAGAUUUCAAAGGAAUAAAGGAACUCUGUUUCGUGAACCUCUCCUUGUACAGACGCCCGAAUCUGUAGACUGGAGAGAAAAAGGCUAUGUAACUCCUGUUAAGAAUCAGGGUCAUUGUGGUUCUUGCUGGGCAUUUAGUGCAACUGGUUCCCUGGAAGGCCAGUGGUUCCAUAAAACACGCAAACUUGUUUCACUUAGUGAACAGAAUUUGGUUGACUGCUCUAAGGAUUAUGGCAACGAAGGCUGUAAUGGUGGUUUAAUGGAUAAUGCCUUUCAAUAUGUGAAGAAAAAUGGAGGCAUUGAUACAGAGCAAUCAUAUCCCUAUCAGGGAACGGUAAAUAUAGUUAUUAUAUUCCCUAUCAUUUGGGUUUAACUAUAUUUGAAAGGAGAGU
Vombatus ursinus (common wombat) is the source of this 797-nucleotide messenger RNA. RefSeq names its product cathepsin L1-like. The record is from RefSeq and is a predicted model, not a curated record. NCBI's taxonomy places the organism in Eukaryota, Metazoa, Chordata, Mammalia, Diprotodontia, Vombatidae. Gene Ontology annotation, cellular component: lysosome. Bases 104 to 778 code for a protein of 224 amino acids. The transcript has 6 exons. Gene Ontology annotation, molecular function: cysteine-type endopeptidase activity. Gene Ontology annotation, biological process: immune response.